This is a messenger RNA of Helobdella robusta, 2853 nucleotides long. RefSeq lists its product as hypothetical. The transcript has 20 exons. Gene Ontology annotation, cellular component: cytoplasm. Lineage: Eukaryota; Metazoa; Annelida; Clitellata; Rhynchobdellida; Glossiphoniidae. Gene Ontology annotation, biological process: proteolysis; peptide catabolic process. The record is from RefSeq and is a predicted model, not a curated record. Gene Ontology annotation, molecular function: peptide binding; metalloaminopeptidase activity; zinc ion binding. The coding region runs from base 1 to 2853 and encodes 950 amino acids.
AUGGCUGGCGCAUUGAUAUUUUGCAUUUUGUUAAUAAUUAUUUUAACAGCACUUUUAUUUACAAAUAUUUUAAAUUGCUACAACCUGCCACCACUCAUAUCAACGAUCACGGACAAACUGACCAGUAAAAACAACGUUGAUUCAACUGAAGAUUCCACUCUGAACAAGAAAAACUCAGCGGACAAUCAAAUAUCCCCCUUUGAACCCUGGCCCCAUUUGAGGCUGCCUCGGACCAUCAACCCCACUCGUUACAACAUCAGCUUAGACAUCAACUUGGUAGAUUUUGUUUUCCACGGGUCCGUUGACAUUCUGGUUGAAGUGCACGAAAACACCAGUUGGAUUAUUUUGCAUGCGACUGCCAUUCACAUCAAAAACUCGUCCGUUGAAGUGGUGAAAAAAAAUUUUCCUCACGAAUCUAUCGCGAUAAGUCGGUUGUACAGUAACGGCUCCAACGAAAUGUACGCAAUUCAAACUGUCGACAUGUUAAUUAAAAACAGCUGUUACAUAAUCAAAUUUAGAAACUUUAGUGGAAUAUUAGGGGACGAGUUGAAAGGUCUCUACCGAAGCAGUUAUCAAUCCUUUGACGGAAGCACUAAGUACCUGGCAGUGUCUCAGUUGCAAUCGACAGAUGCCAGGAGGGUCUUUCCAUGUUUCGACGAGCCAGACAUGAAGGCGGUCUUUGCCGUCGCCAUCCGUCACCAUAGAAAUUACACUGCGCUAUCCAACAUGGCGGUGAGAAGGAGGACGUUCGAUGGUGAGGCGGUCCUAGUGGAGUUCCACGACACUCCAAUCAUGUCAACCUACUUGCUCGCCUUCUUGGUGGCUGAUUUUGUCAAUAAAAGUAUUGAAAACAGUAACGGCUUCAAGAUUCAAGUAUGGUCGAGGAGGGAUUUGGAAGAACAGACGAGUUACGCUUUGGAGUUUGUAAAUAAAACAUACGAAUUCUUUUCUGACUACUUUGGCUGUUCCGAAGUUGUGACAAAAACAGAUCACGUCGCAGUGCCUGACUUCAGUGCCGGAGCCAUGGAGAACUGGGGGUUAGUUUUCUACCGAGAAACAUCAAUGCUGCACGACAACAACAGCUCCUCCAUCCCCAACAUGUACUGGGUCUCGCUUGUCAUGGCGCACGAGAUUUCUCACUCGUGGUUUGGGAAUAUGGUGACGAUGAAAUGGUGGGACGACUUGUGGCUUAAUGAAGGAUUCGCCAAUACGCUUAUGUUUUUAGCUCUUGAUCACUUUGAAAAAAAUUGGAAAGUGUUUGAUUUGCAGCUUGUCAGCUACAUUCACCCUGUCAUGACCAAAGAUUCCUUAAACACAUCCCAUGCAGUUUCAACUGCCAUCAUCCACCUUGAUAACAUAACAACUUCUUUUGACGCUAUCUCAUAUGAUAAGGGUAUGGCUCUUUUGAGAAUGUUAAAUGGAUUCUUAGGUGCUGAAAAUUUCAAAAACGGUCUGAAAAAUUAUAUAAAAAAGUUUAAAUUUUCCAACGCCAAUAUGUCCCAACUCUGGAGUAUCUUUGAGAGUUCUUCCGAACAAAAAAUCGAAGUUGGAAAAAUAAUGAACACAUGGACAUUGCAAAUGGGAUUUCCUGUUGUUAUUAUAAAACACAUAAGAAAUAAUUUAUAUCUCAUUGAUCAAAAACGUUUCCUAAUGAAUGCUCAAGACUCAUAUGAAGUACAAUCGAGUCCAUACCAGUACAAAUGGAUAAUUCCCUUCAUGUACAAGAUAGAAGAUGACGAUGCAGUUCACACUGUUUGGAUCAACGAUUCGAGUUUGUUCAAAAUGAAAAUUCCAUCAAACAAAUGGGUGCUGGGGAAUAUAAAUUCAACGGGUCUCUACAGGGUCAACUAUGAAAUAAAUCAGUGGAAACUCAUAAUAAAGCAGCUGUAUCGAAAUCACAAGGUCUUCUCUGUAGCCAAUCGAGCGGGGCUGAUAAAUGAUGCUUUCAAUUUAGCGAGAGCAAACAUGUUACCAUAUGAGAUUGUUUUGAAUUUAUCGAUGUACUUGUACAAAGAAGAUGAUUAUGUUCCUUGGAAGGCGUUCUUCGAUUCAAUGGAGUUCAUAGAAGAUAUGUUGUCUACUAGCAAUUUUUAUGGAAAACUCAAAAAUUUACUUCGAAAAUUAAUAAUUCCAAAGCUGCCUAAAAAUUUGGAUUUAAUGGAGGAUAAAGAUUUGUUAAAAAUAAAUUUCGAUCAGCUUAUGUUAUCUCAAGCAAUUCGCUCAAACAUUAAGCAUGUCAUUCAAUGGGCCAAACAGAAAUUUGAAGAUUGGAUGUACUCAAACGCCAAAAUUCCAACACACUACACAUUCGAAAUAUACUCUGUCGGAGUGAUGAAAGGGGAUGAAAAGGAAUGGGACUUUGUGUGGGAUAAAGUAAGAAAAACAUUGAUAGCAUCUGAUGUUGAGUAUUUGAUGAACGCGUUGGCAUAUUCUCAACAGCAGUGGCUGCUCUGGAGAUAUGCCAGCUACUCAUUAAAUAACAGUCUAAUCAAAGUUCAAGACGUGAGAAAUUUGUUUAAAUAUUUCACUGCAACGCCUCUCAGUCGAUCAAUUUCUUUAGAAUUCCUACUCACUAAUUGGGAUGAGAUCUGCUUGAAAUUUGAAUCAGACGCUUUCCUGCUACGUGACGUCAUCUGCUACACAAUGACUUCUAUCAACUCGGAGUAUCACCAUCAACAGCUCAAAGAAUUAUUUACUGCCCGUCCUCCGCCUGGAGUGGCUCUCAAAUCAUUUGAAAAUGCUUUAGCGUUGAUCAGGUCAAAUAUUAAUUGGAUGAAUUUAAAUCAAGAAAGUAUUGGUCGUUGGUUCAACACCUACUCUUUAGAAACAUUUGUUACUCAGAUGACUAAUUAA